AUGAGACCUAAAACAAGCUCACUUGGGAGGAAUUCCCAUGUCUAUCUUGUACAUAUCCUGCGUUUUUCUCAGCUAAGUCUUGCAGGAACAGGUUUUAGGAAGGAGAGGCAACCAACUCGAGGCACAACUCGAUCGAGCCAAGAGCAAGCUCGAUCGAGCUGCCAACAGUCGAGUGGAGUGCUCCUGAUGGCCGUCUCCCUCUCCAGACCACGACCUUGCCUCCCAGUUCUUUGGGGGGCACUGAGGUCUUUUGGAGCAUUCUGGAGCAUAUGGGACGUGAGGAGCAUGGAGGGACUUGGGCAUGGACGCAGCUCAACUGGAUACGCAAAGGAAGAAGGGAGAAGCCAUCUUGAAGACCAGCUCGACCAACCGGUCGAGUUCCUCAACUCGACCGGCCAAGCUUCAACUCGAUCGAGCUGA
Molecule: messenger RNA, 420 nt
Organism: Microthlaspi erraticum
Lineage: Eukaryota; Viridiplantae; Streptophyta; Magnoliopsida; Brassicales; Brassicaceae
Source: the annotation of a GenBank genome assembly